This is a messenger RNA of Paramecium tetraurelia, 495 nucleotides long. RefSeq lists its product as uncharacterized. The record is from RefSeq and is a predicted model, not a curated record. The transcript has a single exon. NCBI's taxonomy places the organism in Eukaryota, Ciliophora, Oligohymenophorea, Peniculida, Parameciidae.
AUGAAAAAUUUAGUAUAGAAUGUGCAAAUAUAGAAAGUUAUCAAAACAAUAAAUGACUUAAGAGAGACAAUGGAUAAGAGAAUAUCAAUAUCAUUAGGAUUAGGUAUUACUAUUGCAGUGAUUGGAUUCAAAUUAUUAAGAAAUAAAGGAGAUAAUUAACAAUCGCCAUAAUAGACAUCAGAAGUUGUCGAGAAAUAAUCAUAAAAUUCGAAUAAUUCUGAAGAGAAUGAUAUUAUUGAAAUUGAAGAAAACAAACAAUUAGAAAAAUAACAAUAAUAAUAAAAGCAAAGUGAACCAAGAUAAAAGAAAAAACAAAUUAUAUAAAAAAUUAACCAAAAAACAAAAAAAUAAUUUUAAACAGAUAAUGAGAUGCCUGCCCCUAAAAUAAUAUUGGAAAAACAAAAUUCUAUAAAGUAGGAGAGAAAUGCAGAUGAUAAAUUAUUUUUCUAAAUUUACUAAAAAAUGAACUAAGAAGUAUCAAAUGAGGAUUCAUGA